GAAAUUGCCCAGCCAGGCGAAGCCACAACUAGCCAGCUAGCUAGCAGCGAUGUACUGAUCGUUAUUCUUCUAGCUAGCUGGUGGUGAUCAUCAGUCAUUUUAAUGAACAAAUUGAACACAUUGUAAAUAUACAGACGUUGAUCUGUUGGUCUCUGUGCGCAAGAGGGGUACCAGCGAGAUGGAUCAGUGACUAAGUGAUUUUAUUCGGAAGACUAGGUGGAGGAUCCGAGGUCCGAAGGUUGACUGGUGUGUUGUGGGUUGAGCUGGUUCCGCUGUAGGGGAAGUGAAAGAUGUGCCAUGGAAUGUUAGAGGCAGCGAUAAAGGCCUUGGGGCCCCACAAUUCAGCUAACAGACGGCACUUAUCUCUACUGCUUAUCCUGACGGUGGUCUCCACCGGACACGGGUCAGGAUGUGUUUGUCCGUACAUGGUCCAGAACAGCUGGGUCAACCUGACGGAGACCAACCGAGGCACCAUCCCUGUGGGCACCGUGCUGCAGUACAGCUGUGACCCAGGCUACCUGGCCGACGGGCCCUCCACCAUCACCUGCUCCCCGCUGGGCCUGUGGUCUGCAGACGCCCCCCGCUGCAUCCGCAGUGAUGUGUGUCUUCCUCCUCUGGAACCAGAGAACGGGGGCUACUCCUGCCACCCAGCCCCCUGCCGCCGCCUGACCCAGGGCACUGUCAUCGAGUACUUCUGUGACGAGGGCUUCAUCCUGAAGGGGGACUACAAGUACCUGACCUGCCAAGACGCUCAGUGGGACCUGCCCAUGCAGAUCAGCUGUGUCAGCCAAGGAUGUGUGAGGCCCUUCCUGAUUCAGCACGGCUCCGUCCACCUGGCAGAGCCGGCCAGAGGCACCAUCCCUGUGGGCACCGUGCUGCAGUACAGCUGUGACCCAGGCUACCUGGCCGACGGGCCCUCCACCAUCACCUGCUCCCCGCUGGGCCUGUGGUCUGCAGACGCCCCCCGCUGCAUCCGCAGUGAUGUGUGUCUUCCUCCUCUGGAACCAGAGAACGGGGGCUACUCCUGCCACCCAGCCCCCUGCCGCCGCCUGACCCAGGGCACUGUCAUCGAGUACUUCUGUGACGAGGGCUUCAUCCUGAAGGGGGACUACAAGUACCUGACCUGCCAAGAAGGGGGCUGGGACGGGCCCAUGCAGAUCAGCUGUCUCCUGGACCAGGAUCGUAACCCUGCGUUGCCAUUGGGGAUGCCCACCCUGUCCAUCGUGGCGUCCACAGCCAGCUCAGUCGCCCUCCUGCUGCUGCUGGUCGUCCUGUUCGUCCUGCUGCAGCCCAGACUCAAGUCCUUCCACCACAGCCGGCGUGAGCAUGGUGUGUCAGGCCAGCCGGUGUCCAUCAUGGUGGAGGGGGUGCAGGUGACCUUGCCCUCAUACGAGGAGGCUGUCUGUGGCGGAGGAGGAGGGGGAGAACCAGCGCCAACCUCAACAGGCCUCAUCUCUGAGGCCCGGGUCCAGAUCGUCCUCUUUGAGGGCCAGCCAGACACCAGGACCUCCGGGCCCCCCUGCUUCUCCCAGCACUCAGAGAUGGUGGUGGUCCAUCCUGUCCCCUCCUCCUCUCCGUCCCCCUCCUGCUGGGUGGAGCAAGCAGCCUCUCCCUCAUCCCCACCCCCACUCAGGAGGCUCUCCUCCGGCAGCGAGCAGCACAGCCUGCCCCUCCUGGACGCUGACAUGGACUUCUCAGACGAUAUGCCUUUGUUAAAAGAGGUCUGAGGCUACCUGCAGCCUCUCUGUGCCUCCCCCACUGCCCCGGAGACCCCAGAGCGCUGGCUGCUGCCCUGCGGUGUCCGGCCAGCCUCGGCCCAGCCCUCCACGAUGCAGCUGCUGCCAACACUGACUGCUCCUAGGCAGGGGUCCUGAGGGGAGCCUCAGCACAGGCAGGACUGACAGGACAGCAGCCAUGUGUACAUAUAUGCUUCAAACAUUUUCUAAGGACUCCUUACUAUGUACGUCUGAUGUCUGACACACCAGUUUGACCUGUUGGCUGUUGGCUUAGGUCCUAAAUGGUUGUAAUCCCGUCAAGAAAGAAGAAAAGAUGAGCAUUUCGACAGGUUUGCUGUUUAUCCGUUAUCAUGUUGUCCAUUCGUGUUCUGUGAUUCAUAAUGUAAACACGUUUUCAUCACUAAUCCACUCUCGGAUGGUCUUGUCACACAAGUCGGCAGCACGCCAUGUGACGCCUCACAUGAUGCACAAAGGCCACGCCCCCUCAGCCAGUCUCCUCCUCCUCCUUGUGAGAUGACGAUGCUAUCCUUCCACCGCUCUGCUUUUUGGGCUUUUCACAUUUCUGAACCCUUUAACCCUGCUUUGCACACGUUGGGCUGGAAUGCUAUAGGGUAUUAUUUCAUACGGUGAGGUCACGUGUUCCCCCUGUUUGUUCCCCCUGUUCACUCCGUGGUGUACUGUGUUCCUAGUCUCCUCACUGUGGCUGGAGGGUCCUCAUCCACGCCUCACACACCCACUCCCCCCCCCCCCCCCCCCCCCCCCCCCCCCCCCCCCUCCCCCAAGGCCUUAGAGAUCCACUUCUAUGCACAAGUACCGUUAAUAACAACAUUCAUUGAUUGAUUGGGUAAACAAUUUUCUUAAUUUUAAAUGAAUGUCAACUUUUGGCCUCCUCGGCUUAGUGAUGUAACAAUUUUGAGCUUUGUCAGACAAGCUGUGUGAACACCUGAAGAUAUUGUAGGAUUUAUUUAUUCGGGUUGUUGAAAUUCUGUUUUUAAGUAUAGAUAGGAAUACUAAAUUUGAGUAUUUAAUAUAUUCAUGUCCUGAAUGCUGUUGAUCAGCCGUUGUUUUUUUGAUGCUUCCAAAAGGUUUGGAAAAGGAUGUUGUUAGGCGGGUCAGUAAACAUUUGUAGACCUCAGCACGUAUGUCAUUUGAGACCGUAACAUUUAUUUGGUUAAUCGUACAAUAAAAAGCAGGUAAUUAUUGUA
This is a messenger RNA of Hypomesus transpacificus, 2941 nucleotides long. Its product is annotated as sushi domain-containing protein 6-like. Bases 291 to 1727 code for a protein of 478 amino acids. The record is from RefSeq and is a predicted model, not a curated record. Lineage: Eukaryota; Metazoa; Chordata; Actinopteri; Osmeriformes; Osmeridae. The transcript has 9 exons.